AUGUCUUCUUCUUUAGCUGCUAGCAAGGGUUGGGAAUUGCAUCAGCUUGAUAUCAACAAUGCCUUUCUCCAUGGGAAUUUGAUAGAAGAAGUGUAUAUGCAAGUUCCAGAAGGGAUUCCUAAUCCUAAUGGUCUUGUUCGCAAGCUCAAAAAGUCUUUGUAUGGACUAAAACAGGCCUCUAGACAGUGGUAUGCAAGACUGAAUUUUGAGUUGUUGUCCCUGGGAUUUACUCAGUCACUCAAUGACUAUUCUCUCUUUCUAAAGAAGUCGGAUUCUCAUAUCAUUAUUGUGGCUGUCUAUGUGGAUGAUAUCAUCCUUACAGGAAAUGACACUGCUGGGAUUUUGGAUCUUAAGGCACAUCUGCAUCAAGUUUUCAGUAUAAAGGAUUUGGGGAAACUGAAUUUCUUUCUUGGGAUUGAAGUUUGUCACAUUUCUCAAGGAAUUAUUUUGACUCAAAGAAAGUUCACUAAGGAACUUUUACAAGAGUGUGAUUUUGAUGUUUCUAAGACUGCAAAAACACCUCUGCCUGCUAGUGUCAAAUUAUUUGCAGACUAUGGUGAUUUUUUUCCUGAUCUUGUCCAAUACAGGUGCUUAGUUGGGAAACUAAACUUUCUCACACAUACAAGACCAGACAUCUCUUAUGCUGUGCAGACCCUCAGUCAGUUUUUACAGCAACCAAGAAUGCCUCAUCUUCAUGCUCUUCAACAUGUUAUGAGAUAUAUUGCAGGAACUAUUGGUCAGGGCAUAUUAUUGCUUGCUAAUGAACAACUGAAACUGCAAGCUUAUUCAGAUUCUGAUUGGGCAGCUUGUCCCAAUUCUAGGAGAUCAGUUAUAGGGUACAUUAUGCUUUUGGGUAACUCUCCUAUAUCUUGGAAGUCUAAGAAGCAAGGUACUACUUCCAAGUCUUCCUCAGAGGCUGAGUAUCGAGCCAUGGAAGCAGCCUCUUCAGAGAUAUGUUGGCUGGUUAGACUUCUGCAAGAACUGGGAGGGCUCAAUUUGUUGCAUGUUGAGCUGAACUGUGAUAAUCAAGCUGCAAUACAUAUAGCCAAGAAUCCAGUCUUCCAUGGGAGGACUAAACACAUAGAAAUUGACUGUCAUUUUACCAGAGAAAAGGUUCUUGCAGGUAUGAUUCAGUUGUCUCAUGUUCCCAGUCAUGAGCAAUUGGCUGAUUUGUUCACUAAAAUUCUGCCAAUCCAACAGCAUGCUGAGCUCUGUUCCAAGCUAGGACUGAUUGAUUCUCAAUCACCCACUAGCUUGAAGGGGGGUAUUACAGAUAUUUGA
Molecule: messenger RNA, 1281 nt
Organism: Chenopodium quinoa (quinoa)
Lineage: Eukaryota; Viridiplantae; Streptophyta; Magnoliopsida; Caryophyllales; Amaranthaceae
Exons: 1
Coding region: 1-1281 (426 amino acids)
Source: RefSeq, a predicted model, not a curated record